CAUUCCAACAAAAACUUCUGUUGACGAGCCCAGUGCCUCCGUCGCCGGCACCGUUCUUCCGUCGUCGGCUAACCUCCCGUCGCCCUCAAUCGUCGGAAAACAAGUAAGUUUAUUUUUUCCGGCCAGUUUUCCAGUUUUCCGGCAAGUUUUCCAGUUUCCCGGCAAGUUUUCCAGUUUUCCGGCGAAAAACAGGGCGGGUCGAAAAAAAACUGCGGCCUAAACGCCGCCGAGCCGAAAAAAAAUUUCGGCCGGUGCGACGGCCGGCCGAAAAAUUCUUUCGGCCCGGCGACGCCGCGGCCGAAAUUUUUUUUCGGCCGGCCGCCGACCUCGCCUCCCAAAAAAUUUCCGGCGGCGUGUUCUUCGGCCGGCCGAAAAAAAUUUGCGGCCGGUGCGUCGUCGGGCCGAAAGAAAUUUUCGGCCGGCCGUCGCACCGGCCGAAAAAGUUUUUCGGCCCGACGACGCACCGGCCGCAAAUUUUUUUCAGCCGGCCGCAAACUGUUUUCGGCCCGGCGGCGCACCGGCUGCAAAAUUCUUUCGGCCCGGCCAGUUUUUGUAUUUAAUUUAAUUUAAUACGAUAAUUAAUUAAUAAAUAAAUACUUAAUUAGUUAGUAGAAAUUAGCAAUUAGUGUUAAUAUUUAUUUAAGUUGGUGUAUAAAUGUUUUUUUUUGUAAUAGGCGUUUGAAUGUUUAAUUACUUAGAUUAGUUAAUGGAAUUUUAAUUAAUUAAGAAUUGAUUUAACAAUUAAUGUUAAUAUUCAGUACAUUAGUUAAUAGAAAAUUAAUUAAUUUGUGAUUAAUUAACAAUUAAUUUUAAUAGUACAUUAGUUAAUAGAAAUUUAAUUAAUUUGUGAUUAAUUAACAAUUAAUGUUAAUAUUACAUUAGUUAAUAGAAAUUUAAUUAAUUUGUGAUUAAUUAACAAUUGAUGUUAAUAUUACAUUAGUUAAUAGAAAAUUAAUUAAUUAGUGCGCAUCUAAGUAUGAUAUUUUGUAAAUUUGUAGAUAAUUAGAUAUGGAUGAUGCGGGUGAUGCGGGUGGGGAUGAGUUGUAUAGAUUCAAUGGUAGGAUUGUUGAUGCAUCAGCACGAAGGAAGAAUAAGGAGAAUAAGCGCUCUCGAGAUAUUGGACAUCAGUCACAGGCAAAUUUAGGGGAGGAUGAGUUAGAGGCUCCAAAUGUAGUUGCUCGUUCGGCAUCACGGGCGUCUGGUUCCCAUGGGAGGAACCAGGGUGCUGCAUCCAGAGUGGUCUCGGCUGAGUUUGAUGAGGACGAUAGUGAUGAGGAUAUCGAGGUCCCUCCACUUACGCGUGGACAUGGACGAGUGCCGUCUCGUACGACAACAUCACGUCCUGCUAUGUAUAGGGACCGAGCUGGGCGAUUCGUACCACCUGCUCGUCAGGAGACAGAGAGCUCGGGGACUGGACGGAGUAGGGGAGGACGUUCGAGUGGUCCUCCACCGUGGGAGCUUGUUGGUGAGUGUCCUGGUGGACCUACGGAUCCUAGCCUCAUUAGGAGCUUUCGUGGCCACGUUGCCUAUGCGCUUUGGACGGGGGCUGGAGAUCGAGGAGUCAUCAGUUGCUACAGCCGUACAUCGGCGGUUGCUUAUUUGAGUAGCUACGUGUGUAGUCAUGUUGAGGCGGAGAAUCUGGUUCAGCAGUCAGGUCUCCAGCACCUGAUGUACUCUAUGUUCCGCAAGAUAGCGAUUGACGAUGCUUUGAUCUCAGCUUUUGUGGAGAGGUGGCAGCCAGACACGAACACCUUCCACUUGCCUUUUGGAGAGAUGACGAUCCUCCUCCACGAUGUUCAAUACUUACUGCAGAUUCCUGUUGAGGGACGACUGAUGAGUAGGAGUUCUGCGCAGCUUGACCAUCCGGAGGCGGGUUUGUGUGCGCUUCUUGGGAUGAACUCGGAGCAGUUGAGUGGUCGUUCGGAGGUCCCUGGAUAUAGUAAUAGGGGUAAGUGGUACGAGAAGGGUGGUUUUCUUGCAGAGAUGGCGUCCAGAUACUUGCAGAGCCACGGGACACAUGUGACAGAGGCGCAGUCGUACUUGUUGUUGUUGUUGGGGUCCACUUUGUUUGUGGACAAGAGUAGAGACAGGGUUCGGUCGGUGGUGAACCUAUUUUUGGACGAGUUGGAGGAGUUAGAUCAGUAUAGUUGGGCGUCAGGUACACUUGCUUGGUUGUACAGAUACCUUGGUCAGGCGUCUCGUGCUGGUUCCAGGGGGAUGGCUGGUUGUCUCACACUUCUGCAGUGUUGGAUCUACGAGUACUUUCCGGGUUUCAGGCCAUCUCACUUCGAGCCUGCCGCCGUUGGACCUGAUGAUGCUUGGGCUUCACGAUGGAUUGGGCAGCCGGCACCUGGUUCUGUGGCUGAUCCCAGUGUGAGGUUGGCGUUCUACCGUCGAGCUCUUGACAGCUUGACCCCUUCUGAUGUGUUUUGGACACCUUUCCAUCAGAGGCCUCAUCAGGCAGUGCGUCGCUCUUUGUACACUGGAGUCAUCCGGUUCGCUGACAUAGGCGAGUUCUAUGAUCCAGCCCGUUGUGGUUCUUCGCAAAACAAGUGUCGAUCGCACCUCUACCAGACACAAGGAAAGUCUUGAAUGAAGAGUGAGAUGACUCAACUCUAUUCGAGCUCGUGUUACCAAGAUGAAACACAUGGUUCGUGUAGCACAUUGCCCACAUUGUCUGAUGAGGCAACCACUCACCUCGCACGUAGUCGACCAUUUUUUUGUUCUUCACUGUCCAGACCCUCUCAAACUCAUUAAUCUUUUGAAGAAAACCCUCCUGAGUCCAACUCCAUGCAGCUUUGUCGAAAUAUUUCUUCCAUACCGCAUGUGCUACCUCUCUUUUUGCAAUUCCACCAAGUAACACUUCAAACUUUUGCUUCACACAGUUGUUGACGUGCCAUAAACAUAGUAGGUGGACAGUAUGUGGGAGAGGGAAGACCACAGGAAUAGAAGCAAGCAAACCACCUUCUUUGUCUGUCACAAUGACAUUCGGAACCGUAUCACCGAGCAACCCUUUAAUACAUCGCAGCAGCCACUCAUAUGUUUCCUUUGUUUCCUGCUUAAUAAUUGCACAUGCAAUGUUGAAAUUCUUCUUCACUGGAGUAACCCCAAUAAUCUCAACCCAUGGCCAGCCGUACCUGUUGGUCUUGUAGGUCGAGUCAAUGAGGAUGACGUACGGCCAUGCAUGCAACAUCUGAAUGGACGUCGGGUGCGCAAAAAACAGAUUAGUGAGCACAUUAUUAGAGUCCUUUUGCAAACAGAUAUGGUACCCACGAUGUUCAGCUCCGUGAAGCGCAAACUGUAUCGCAUCCAUUUCACCCAUCUCAUCCAAUCUUGUCUUGGAAUUUAUGUUGUACAUCUGUUUGAUAUCAUGAUGCACACCCCCUUCAGUAUUGAGUGUCGUCUUCUGCUGAUUUGGUCUCUCCCCCGCCUUCCUCAUUAAUCUUAACCUCUCUUUUUCAGCCUCACUAAACUGUUUGUUGUGUCGGUGAUGUUCUGGAUACAACACCUUUUCAUGGUUGUGAAACCCUCUAUUAGCUCCGGUUUCACGACUUGUCACUCCCACCAUGACCCAUGUGUUUGGACCAUCCUUUUGCCAUACUUCCUUUAUACAUAUCUGAAACUGGCAACCAGUACCCUUCGAACUAAUAUUCCCACGCGUCUCCUUCGUAGGGUCUGGUUUAUAAGACUUAACGAUCCUACUACUUCUGUCGCAAUACAUACAGAGGGCAGUAACAGGAUUCUGUCCAGCAGUAUUCGGUUUCCAUGCUCCUCUAACAAUAAAGAACCCACACUGCUGAGCGAUUGUUCUUGCAGCUAACUCAGCUAACUCCACACUUGCAUAAUGGAUCCCAUUCUCAAAUUCCUGUGUGUAAUCAUGAUCGGCCGGUAACAACUCUGACAUUUUUCCUACAAUUACAAUAUAAUAUAUCAAUAUUCCUGUGAACCUAAACGCUAAUUUCAAUUCUUAACCGCUAAAUUCAACUCCUAAACUCUAAAUUCAAUUCUUACACGCUAAAUUCAACUCCUAAACUCUAAAUUCAACUCCUAAAAUCGAAUUUUUCCGAAAAAUUGCAAAAACAGACUGUGGGCCGAAAAUUUCCGGCGGCCGGAACCUGGCCGGGCCGAAAAUUUCCGGUGGCUGGAACCUGGCCGGGCCGAAAAUAUCUUGCGGCUCAGCCUGGUUCCGGCCGCCGGAAUUUUUCGGCCCAGCCAGGUUCCGGCCACCAGAAAUUUUCGGCCCGGCCAGGUUCCGGCCGCCGGAAAUUUUCGGCCCACCGUCUGUUCGUUUCAAAUCGUCGGAAAAAUUGUUCGAAACUACAAAAAAAUUACGCACCUGCUUAGUGAUGAUUCAUUGAUGCGUGUACGCAGUAUAUGUCGAGGAUAGGCUUUCCCGAUGAUUUUCCGGCGACUUUUCCGGCGAGCGUUGAAUUUUUCUGAUUCAAUAUGUUCUCUGAAAGUUGGAUAUGUUGUAGAUUGUGAAACUCCUUACCCUAAUAUGUAUAUAUAUACUUUUUUUUUUUUUUGGUUGGCGGCAAAUAGCAAGCCCCAUAAUUAAUGACCAUUCAAAAU
Molecule: messenger RNA, 4572 nt
Organism: Linum trigynum
Lineage: Eukaryota; Viridiplantae; Streptophyta; Magnoliopsida; Malpighiales; Linaceae
Source: the annotation of a GenBank genome assembly